AUGUCCUCUUCCUCGGCUGCACAUGUAAAUAGCUUGGUGCUGGAUGCGACGCCACUCAUCACACAGUCGUACUCGCACUAUCAGAAUUAUGCCAAGGAGUUUCACACUACACCUACGGUUUUUCAAGAAAUAAAAGAUGAGCAAGCGAGAAAGAAUUUGGAGUUAUGGCGUGCACUGGGAACUCUAAAACUUCGUCAACCUUCGGCCAACUCCGUCAAGAGAGUGAGUGAUUUUGCUAAGCUCACAGGCGAUUACUCGGUUUUGAGUGCCAAUGAUAUUCACAUCAUCGCACUUGCAUACGAACUGGAAACGGAAUUAAAUCAAGGGGACUGGAGGCUGCGCAGGAAGCCAGGCGAGGACCUGACGGUGGCAUUGGCUUCUGAGGCAACGAUAGAGAAGACUGCUCAGCAAGAAACUCAGACAGAGAAGAAUAAAGCCAAGAAAAAUCGCAGAAGAGGAGGCAAAAAACAGCGUGAAAAACAGCAACAGCGGGAGCAACAGACGGAGCAGGAGCAAGAGCAAGAGCAGGUGCAAGAGCAGGUGCAGAAAGUUGAACAGACCGCCGACACGCAGGCUGAAAAGGAACCCGACCAUCGCAGUCUAGGGGAGCCAAGCGCUGGGGUAGUUGUCGAACCUUCAAAUCUGGACUUGCCAACGACCUCUACUGGGAUGAGAGAACCUGGGAAUGUGGAUUCAGCAUCCUACUUCGAAGAUGACGAUGAUGGGGAUUGGAUCUGUCCAGAGAACCUUACAGAAACAAUGAUAAAAGAUAGCGGUGAGGACACGACAGGCUCGCAUGUUCGUGAGGAUCUCAAUGGAUACAUGUCUGAAAACCACUUGAAACUUCCACAAAAUCAAGUAGCAUUGGCAACUGGCGAUUUUGCAGUUCAGAAUGUGGCCUUGCAGCUGAAUUUGAACUUGAUGAAUUUUCUGUCGGGCCUUAGAAUCAAAAAGCUUCGUAAUUACAUGCUCAGGUGUCAUGCUUGCUUCAGGAUUUUCCCUCUCCCCAAGGAUGGAAGCCCCAGGCACUUUUGCUCGUCGUGUGGAGGCUACAACACUCUAAUGCGAUGCGCAGUCUCCGUUGAUGCUUCUACGGGUGAGAUAACUCCACAUUUGAAAGCUAACUUUCAGUGGAACAACCGUGGGAAUAGGUACUCGAUGGCGAGUCCGCUGUCCAAAAAUUCCCAGAAACGAUUUGGCAAAAAAGGAUUUGUACACACGAAGCACGGACAAGACGUGGAAUUACUAAGAGAAGAUCAGAAGGAGUACGAAAAGGCGCUUAAACAGGAAGAAUGGACUCGUAGACAUAACGAAAAAGUUUUGAGCGAUUGGACUGGCGGUGGCUCUGCGGACAACUUCAUCUCCCCAUUUGCCAUUUCCGGUCUCAAACACCAUUCAGUAAAGGUUGGUCGCGGUCGUCAAGCGAACAGUGUCAAACGCAAGAAGUAG
Messenger RNA from Lachancea dasiensis, 1449 nucleotides. The record is from the annotation of a GenBank genome assembly. NCBI's taxonomy places the organism in Eukaryota, Fungi, Ascomycota, Saccharomycetes, Saccharomycetales, Saccharomycetaceae.